Molecule: messenger RNA, 3122 nt
Organism: Melospiza georgiana
Lineage: Eukaryota; Metazoa; Chordata; Aves; Passeriformes; Passerellidae
Gene: ABHD10
Product: abhydrolase domain containing 10, depalmitoylase
Exons: 5
Coding region: 5-865 (286 amino acids)
Biological process (GO): protein depalmitoylation
Cellular component (GO): mitochondrion
Molecular function (GO): palmitoyl-(protein) hydrolase activity; hydrolase activity, hydrolyzing O-glycosyl compounds
Source: RefSeq, a predicted model, not a curated record
GGCCAUGGCGGGAGUGCUGAUGCGGGCCGGCCGUGCCUCGGCCCUGCGGGGAUCGCUGUCACCGCCGAGGGCAGCUCGGGCAUUCCUGGUUUGCAGGCUGAAGUCAUCAGUCAGCUUUCUCACUCGACCGGAUCGACCAAAUAUUGCUUAUCAGAAACUAAAAGGAAGAAAUCCAGGGGUUAUUUUCCUUCCAGGCUUCAAUUCAAAUAUGAACGGUCAGAAAGCAACUGCCCUUGAAGAUUUCUGCAAAUCGUUAGGUCAUGCCUUCAUCAGAUUUGACUAUACAGGAUGUGGAAGUUCAGAUGGUAAAUUUGAAGAGUGUACAAUUGGGAAGUGGAGAAAAGAUGUUCUGUCUAUACUGGAUGAACUUACAGAUGGACCACAGAUUCUCGUGGGCUCCAGCAUGGGUGGAUGGCUGAUGCUUCAUGCUGCAAUAGCACGUCCAGAUAAAGUAGCUGCUCUGGUUGGAGUUGCUGUAGCAGCAGAUCACGUUGUAACAACUUUUAAGAGGCUUCCUAUUGAGGCACAAAAAGAAAUAGAAGAAAAGGGUGAAUGGAAGUAUCAAACAAAGCAAAAUGAAGAAGGCUAUUACUCCUUGACCUAUGACUUUAUCAGAGAAGCAGAAAAUCACUGCGUGCUGAAUAGUCCUAUUCCUGUGACAUGUCCCAUACGCCUUAUUCACGGCAUGAAGGAUGGGGAUGUCCCUUGGGAGAUCUCUAUGCAAGUUGCUGACCGUGUUUUGAGCAAGGACGUGGAUGUUAUCCUCCGCAAAAUCGGCCAGCAUCGGAUGAGUGACAAGGAGGAUACAAAGCUCCUUGUGAAUACUGUUGAUGAUCUAAUUGACAAGCUGUCAACAGUAGCAUAAGCUGAAGAGUAGCAUUAGUGCAUGAACUCUACACCUGACUCUUUUCCUUGAAUAACAGAAGCCUUGUUCUUACCCAGAUGGUGGCAAGCUUAUGACUGUCACAGUAGGAACUGAGCUUUAUCUGCUGUUUCCUUACCUCUGUUUCAUAAAUACAGGAAUUGUAUUAUUGCUGCAUUUGCACACAGCCCAAAGUGUGAAGGGGUGCUGCUAUUGUGUUCAGAACCUCUCCUUCACCAUUUUACCCACUUUUUUUUCACAAAUUUCCUAUAAUUUUGUACUGACAUGUUGAUUACUUUUUGUUGCUAUUGGCCUGUACAGUAAAACUUUAUUUUCACAUCUUUGACACCUCUUACUGUCUUUCCACUGUAACAUCAUUGUAUCUUAUGUCUAAACCAUCUGUGCAAGGCAAACUACAACUUGAGUGUUUACUGAAGUUAGUUAUUAGACUAGUUAGUACCAUGAAACACAAUAAACAGAUUUCAGAUAAAUAGUUAUUUUGUUCUGAAAUGCUUUUAAAAAGUGGAAAGCACACCCUGAUGAUGUACUUGUGGUACUGCAUAGGGAAGAAUUUGACUUCGAAGAAAGCAGGGCCUCAAAGCAUUAAGAGCUCUUUAUCUGUGCUUGUCAGGAGGGUGUCUGUGAUCUUCUCCAGGCUGCCAUUUGUCGUUCAUUUGUGGGCCUACUGUUAAGGAAACAAUAAAUAAUCUUGAUGUGAACUGAAACUGGAUCAAUAAGAUGACUUUAAUAGUAACUUCUUCAAAGUAGGGAGUACAGUGCCACAGAGCACCGUUGCCUCUUUCCCACGACUUGAGAGAGGAUUGCUGGGCACAGUGUCUUCUUCAGCUGCAUGAGUCCAACCCUGAGAAGCUGUAAAUGGAACUUGAUAGUUGAAUAAGUCUUAAAAUGUAAAUCCAUGGGAUUUAUUAGGAAAUUGAUUUAAUUGCAAAUAUGACUGUUACCUGGGUUUUGUACAGAAAUACAGUACCAUCCGUACACUUGAGAGAGAGGCUGGAAAUAGUUCAGGCUGGCCUUAAUGUGUAACAUCAGUCAAAAGCAUAUAAUUCUUUCUGGGUUUAUUAUUUGAAGUAGUAAAUGGCAUCACUAUUAUUACCUUAAAAGACUAGAGCUGCUGGGGGUAAGGCAUUUCUAGAGAGUUUGUCAUUUCCAGUUUUAGCUAUGUCAGUAGAAGUGUGCUGAACAGGGCUUUGCUGAGGCAAUGGGUUUUAAUUUAAAAAAACCACCACAAACAGAUAACUAAAUUAAAAAGAAACCAAAAACACAGCAACAACAAAACCAAAAUUUUGGAUGAGUUCCUGUGAACUACAGUUCUGUUUAGGCUUGCAAAAACAAGCUGUGAUGGAAAAAAUCUGAAUUUGGUAUAAGUAAAAAAAGAUGGCUCUUGUUCAGAUACAAAUUUUCUACUUCAAAUGUACCAAUUCCCUAACUUAGUGAAUGAUUUGGUUUGGAAGGGACCUUAAACAUCAUCUGGUUCCAACCACCAUCCCAUGGGCAGGGAUAUAUUCCACUAGACCAGGUUGCUCAGAGCCCCAUCCAACCUGGCCUUGAACACUUCUAGGGACUGGGCAUCCACAACUCCUACGAGCAACUUGUUCCAGUGCCUCACAGUAAAGAAUUUUUCCCUAAUUAUCUGAUCUAAACCUAGUCUCUAAGUUUGAACCCAUUCUUCCCCUUGUUCUGUCACAACAUGCUCUUAUAAAUAGUCUCUAUCCAGCUCAGGAUGAUCUAGAUUGGGAUAAUUGCUUGAGGAAAUUAGAACAUUUCAUGAAAUCUUGUUCCCAAAUAUUUCUGGCAUAGACUGUUCCUCUGUUUGUAUCACUAUGCAAUUCACUUUAGCUUUGAAACCUCUGAAAUAUGUUUGUAACUUUUGAGAAAGUUAAUGCAAAUGGCAUUCCUGGAGUUGGAGCUGUGUUCAUGUUUAUAUACUGUUAAGCAGUUGUCAUCUUUGUAUGUGUUUGUAUGACUUGCAUCUGAUAAUACCCAAAAUACAGAUUUUGCGGGUUUUAAAGAUGCAGUCAAAUCAAAAUUAUUUUAAAACUUUUUGCCCUAAGCCAUGAUACGUUUUUAAAUCCAGUUUUUUCGCAUCUUGGAUUAGUUUGGCUCAUAAUGAAAGAAGAGGCUGAAACAAGUGGACUGCAAUAAUUCCAAAGUAAUUAAUUUUAAUUAAUGCCAAGAGUUACCAGUUGUAAUAGGUAUGCUUUUUCUUCACAUAUAUUAAAGUUAAUUCAGUGACUGAAAA